Messenger RNA from Daucus carota subsp. sativus, 1504 nucleotides. RefSeq names its product ethylene-responsive transcription factor ERF086. Lineage: Eukaryota; Viridiplantae; Streptophyta; Magnoliopsida; Apiales; Apiaceae. The record is from RefSeq and is a predicted model, not a curated record. Bases 164 to 1228 code for a protein of 354 amino acids. The transcript has a single exon. Gene Ontology annotation, biological process: regulation of DNA-templated transcription. Gene Ontology annotation, molecular function: DNA binding; DNA-binding transcription factor activity.
UUUCCCUCUCACAACAUGAAAACCUCAGCUUUAAAAGACCUCCUCCCUUCAUGUACUUAUCUCACCACACUUGAAUCAUCCUACUCAAACCUCACUCUCAAAUCUCCUCUUUCAACAUUCCAACUCUGCCACAUUUCCCUUUCACUACUUAAAAUACCCAAGAAUGUCCACUCCCUCAAAAUUCAACUCCCCUGACUCUUCCACAAUGCCUAUUCCAAUGGGAUUUUCCAUUCUUCAAAGAAACACAUCCCCCCCUCAGCUCACAGAGAGAAGAGGCCGUCGAAAGCAGGCCGAGCCAGGCCGCUUCCUAGGCGUAAGACGACGUCCCUGGGGGAGAUAUGCUGCAGAAAUCAGAGACCCUACUACUAAAGAAAGACACUGGCUUGGCACAUUUGAUACAGCUCAGGAAGCGGCACUUGCUUAUGACAGAGCUGCACUUUCUAUGAAAGGCACUCAAGCAAGAACCAACUUUAUUUACUCUGAAAACACUACUUUUCAUUCUCUGCUCUCUCCUCUUGAUGUUCAAACUUUGUUCCAGCCCUCUUCACAUUUCCUCACCACAACUCAAACCAAACUCCCCACAACUCAGAUCACUAGUUCAUGCCAGGUUUUUAGUACUGCUAAGACUACUCCAGUUCAAUCAGACACUUCCUCAUCGCAAUCUUCCUACGGCUCUUCCCCUACUGAUAACUUCUUUUUCUCGAGUGAUCAUAGCUCAAACUCCGGGUACUUGGAGUGCAUUGUGCCUGACAACUAUCUAAACCCUCCAUCAAACAACAAUGCAGCCAAAAAAGAUGAAAGUUUCUGCACUGCAGCCACAAGGGCUAAUACCAAUAACUUCUUGGAAUCAAUUCCAUCACAACUCUGCGAUGGAAAUGCAUUUUCUGCUAUCGAUGCAGUAAGCGUUGCCACGAUGGCCUCAAACCCGGGAGAUGUCAGUAACAUGAACAACAUUCCAUACUGUUAUCAUGAGAUCAGUAAUAAUGGGUACUGGCAAGGUGAUCAGAAGCCCUGGGAGAUGAAUUCUUAUGAAGCCGAGGCGAUGAUCAACAACCCAUUACUGGUGGAAGAUGCAUGCAUGGGGCAUCUGUAUCCCGUGAUCACGGAUAAUCUGAGCUACGGUUCAUACGAGUCGAUGGCUUCCCUGAAUUCGUCGUCGACAAGUUGUGCAUCUCUGCUUCCUGCUUUCGGUGAUAAUGUGGUUGGUCUGGGAUACUCUCCCUUUUAAGUAGCAGUGUUUAUGAUCCCAAGUUGUGAUGAUAAAGUACUAAGAUUAUAUAUAAUUACAUAUCAAGCACCUGCCUAUUUUUGUGUUAAGUUCUAGCAUUUCCUAUAUGCAUUCAAGAUUUCAAGACUUUGAUAUUGUACCUGUAACUACUAAAUAUAAAUUAGAGUGGAAAGAUCUGCAUUUCAUCCUGUUUGUUUCUUCCUUGCAGAGAUUUUAAAACUGACAGAAAUGUAGUUUAUAUUGUACUGCAUAUCCCUGUCAUGUUACCAAACCAAA